GGGAUAGAUAAAUCCAAAGUCUUUGAUUUCGCGCGCGCAGGAGCAGGGAAGCAGGCAGGCGUCUACGUCUACGCGGCAGGUGGGGUAUCAUGUGGGAGAGUGAUGCCAUUACCGCGGUGGUGUUGUCAAGUUAUUACGAAGUUUUUGUUACAAAUGAAGCGAGGGAGUUUAUAAUAAUAAGAUGAGGCGAAAUACAACCCUGGCCAGUUGCUCUUCACAGCGCGCUAACAAAGGUUCCGCGUAGCGACCAUGGAGGUCAAUUCAGAUCCGUGCCACGGGCGACCGAAACGAUCUUCGAGGAAAAUACCGAUCGUGUACGACGAAGAAGCGGACGAGUUCGUCGAGCAUGACCGAAAAAAGCGUGCAACGCCGAACCGAAGCACUCGAAAAAACCGAGCAGCGCCAAAACGAACCGCCCGUCGCGACGCCUCCAAAUCCGCACGGAGUAACCAGAGCGAUGAUUCGAACGCAUUCUGCAAGGCCGCCGAAAGCCAAGCGUGGCCGGACAAGUACAGACCCUCGAAAUCGUGCCGAUUCGUCGGCAACAACGCCGCCAUUGCCGAGUUGCGGUCCUGGCUUGCUACCUGGAAGGAAAGACAUGCACAGUGGACGCUCUCCAAGAAGCCUCGGCAGUCCCAGAGCGACUCGGAAGAUUCUACGGAAGCCCCGAGCAACUGCUUGCUUUUGACGGGGCCCCCCGGCGUGGGUAAGACGAGCGCCGUCUACUACCUCGCCGAAGAACUCGGCUACAAGGUCCUCGAAGUGCACGCCUCCUCGGAGCGAACCGGCCGGAAAAUUUUGUCUCAGCUGCAAGAGGCGACGCAGUCACAUCACGUUGAAGGAACCAAGCUCUCACUUGGGAGCCUGCAAGCAUGCUUCGCCGCAGCUCCCGCCGGAGCCCCCCAAGUUUGCGUCUCCACAGCACCUUCAAGAAGCCAGCCGGAGGCCCCCGCCAGGAAAAGGGGGAGGCCUCCCAAAAACCCCAAAGCUGGUCCGCUCCAGAAACUCUUCCGACAGGCGUCCUUACAGGCUGUCCCACAGCAGGUUCUUGUGGAACAGCAGACGAAAUGGAAAAGCAGCCCAAAAGAGACCCCCAAGGCCACCAUCACGGGUUACUUUGCUGUUAAGACGGAAGAGAAAAGUGUGCCCCAGAUAUCGGUGGUGCCCAAAGAAAGCGUCGGGCCCAAGGAGAGUUUGAAGGGAACCCUGCUGGACUAUUUUGGAGGCAGCACCAGAAAGAACAAAAGCUUUCAAGCAACUAGUGCCACUAAACCAGUGCAAAACCUAUGUGGGUCGGUUUCCAGUGGCGAAAUUCGGAAACAUGUCCCGCCGUCAUCUCCGCAGGAUGAAGAUUGUGAUGUGGUUGUGGUCGGGGUUUCUACGCAAGCCUGCAAGCCAUUAGCGGACAACAAACAAGUGCCAAAAUCUGUGAUGCGGUUAAGCUCCAAACUAAGAGAUGACGACAAAGAUAAUGACGUCUGUCUUGUAAGUUGUGCAGGGCAAGCUGCAAGCACCGAAUUGAAGGGUGUCUGUGAGAAGCCCAUUCGUUCCGCGAGAAAGGAACGAAAGACCAAGCCUCCAUCGCCCACCAAAGUACAAGAGCCACUAAACCAGUCGCACGAGUGCUCCAAGUCAAAUCUGUCUUACUCGAGCUCGAGCAUCAUCUUGUUCGACGACGUCGACUCCGUCUUCGCGCAGGACGACGGCUUCUGGAGCGCAGUUGAGAGCGUCCUGUCGUCUACAAAGAAACCCGUGGUCUUCACGGCUACAAGGGACAUUUGGCAGGUCAGGUCAAAGCUGCCGAGUCACUGCCCCGUCGUUGAGUUUGCGACGCCCACGUGCGGGGAAGUGGUAGAGUUGCUGGAAGAGAUCUGUUCACUGGAGGGUAUUGGCCAACCUUCCGCCGUAGAACUGGACUUUUUGGUUCAGUACCAUCAUUGUGACGUGCGCCGGUGUCUGUCCGAGCUCCAGUUGAGGUCUGCACUGCGUCCGGAGACACCAUCUGUGCCCAAACCCAGCAUGCUGUCUUUGGGAGACCUGCCACUUGGAGACAAGCUACAAAACAUUCUGCAUUUGGAUUCGUGUGCUGAGUUUGUGGAGGCCCAACUGAUGUUUGAGGAACUUGGUCUGGACCUUGCUUACCUGUCCUUGCCUGGACUGCUUCCGUUCCCAGUGAUCGAGGCUCGACAAAAGCAGUCGGUUGCUGAAAUCUCUGACGAGAGCGAACGCCGGGUCAGUGCUCUGGACGUGAGCUGGCUCUCGGACAGGGAAAGCGGCGAGGAGACGGAUGUCGUCGAAACGUGUAAGGUAGAGACAGAGGCAAAGCUUGCCGCCGAAAACUCUGGGCCUCGUGCUGAACUUUCGAAACAUUGUCUCGGAUUGUUGGCCGAGAUGUUUGAUUCCUUCAGUGUUGUGGACUGUCUCGCCGGACGUCUUGGACUUGGUGCUGCUAACACACAGCCUCCAGACAGGAUUCAUGGAUGGCAGGACGGAGCGGUCAGCCCAGUUGACGAGCGAACAUACAGUUCAGCGGCCUCCGAGUGCCUGGCCUACAUCGAAGCAUGUUCCGCAAAGCUGAGAGCAUGCCAACUCCGCCGCCUAGUAGGGGAGGCUGCUCCGGAGACAUCAGAGCUCGGCUUCGUCGUUACAGACAUCGCUCCGAGCCUGUCUAACCUAUAUAAUCUAGCAGAAAGUGGGAGGGUCCUUGAAAGUAAAAGAAGACAAAUCAUAGAGUGUGCAGUGCCCGCCAGUGUCGCCAUAAAUUCUAGUGCUGUGCUCGAUUUCAUCAGUGCUCUGCGAUCGAUCUGUGCACUUGAGAGGAAAAGGAUGGGCUCAAACAACAAGCGUUCGAGACGGUUUUUCCACUAUCUCGACUCUUGUUCCCUGUUUCUGGCUGACAAUGUUGUUGACCUCCUGUGUGCAGGCCUUGGCUGAUGCUUUAAUGCCCUAGCUAUAGUGCACCCUUAACCACAGUCAGGUGUUACUGAGGUCAGGCUUAGCUGUGUCCAAGGGUGCCCAUGCAAUUAGGGUAUAGUUGGCAGUAACUGGUAAUCGUGCUUAGGCGGAACUGCAGUUCAGGAUGCCCAUCGAGCACCCUUGGUCGUAGUUAUGUUUGACUUCAGUCACACUUAAAUGUGGUUAAGGUUCCUUUUUUAACUAAAGUAUUACAGUGUGUCAGAUCUUGUUGCUAGGAUGAUCGUGGACAGCAAUUUUGUUUGUGUGCUAUUUCAGAGACAAUAAACAUGUAACGGAUGUGUAGCUGCAUUUAUUGGGGGGUUGGCCCGGCUGGG
Molecule: messenger RNA, 3290 nt
Organism: Ixodes scapularis (black-legged tick)
Lineage: Eukaryota; Metazoa; Arthropoda; Arachnida; Ixodida; Ixodidae
Product: ATPase family AAA domain-containing protein 5
Exons: 2
Coding region: 250-2934 (894 amino acids)
Cellular component (GO): nucleus
Molecular function (GO): ATP binding; DNA binding; ATP hydrolysis activity
Source: RefSeq, a predicted model, not a curated record